AUGCUUAGGACAACCGCUAGACUGUUGAUAAAUACAGCAAUUAAGUCCAGCAAACCAUCAUUAAUUACAUCUACAAAGGGCCCACAGACACUUCUACCAAGAUUACAUCAUCUCCAAUCCAUAAAGUUUUAUUCAACUAAAGAUGAUAAAUCAGCCACCGAUAAGAAAAAGAAGUCCGAUGAACCACAAUCCAUUUUGAAUGAUGACAUGCUAGCUAGAGCUGGAUUCGAAGAUCUUGAAUCACAAAAGGAUGGUAAACAACAAUCCAAAAGAGAUGGCAAAACUAUCGAGGAACAAGAGCAAGAGCAAGAGCAAGAACAAGAACAAGAAUUCGAAGAUGAGGACGGAUCUAAGAAAUCAUCCAGACGUAAGAGAAGAAGAGCACAAACAUCAAAGGAUUUAAAACGUGAGAGAUAUGCCAAUAUCUUUUACUUGUCUACUUUAGUCGGAGGUGCCCUUGGAUUAGGAUACAUGAGUAGAGACUGGGAUUCAGAAAAGGAACAAGAAGAAAUGGAUGGUAAAAAUAUUUCCAACGGAUACACUCCAGCUUUAAUGUAUGAAAGAAUGAGCAAAAGAUUAGCAUCGUUAUUUACAUUUUUUUCCGAACCAGCGUUUGAAAACUUGUUACCACCACCAGCACCGGAACAAUAUCGCCGUCCAUUGACUUUGGUAUUGACAUUGGAUGAUUUGUUAAUUCACUCUGAUUGGGAUACUAAACAUGGAUGGAGAACCGCUAAAAGACCAGGACUUGAUUAUUUCUUGGGUUAUUUAUCGCAAUACUAUGAAAUUGUUUUGUUUUGCUCCAAUUCACAAUUGUUUUCCGAAAAAGCUGUUGGUAAAUUAGAUCCAUAUCAUGCCUACAUUUCAUAUGCAUUGUUUAGAGAAGGAUGCCGUUACAAAGAUGGGAAAUUGAUUAAAGAUCUUUCAUUAUUGAAUAGAGAUUUGGGCAAGACAGUUAUGGUUGAAGUUGAUCCUGAUUGUACAUCAUUACAACCAGAAAACUCUAUCGUGGUUAAGAAAUGGGAUGGUAGACCUGAUGAUUAUUUGAUUCGUUUGAUCCCAUUCUUGGAAUACUUGGCUACUCAACCAGUUAAAGAUGUUCGUCCAAUUCUCAAUUCAUUCAAUGAUAAAUCCAACAUAGUUGACGAAUUUACUCAACGUGAAGCUAAAUUAAGACAACAAUGGAAAAAAGAUCACCCUCAAGAUAAGCCAAAUGCCGCCAAUUUCCUUGCCAAGAUGCUUGGUAUGCCAGUUCAAGAACCCAAAAUGCCAUUGGAUAUAAUUAGAGAACAUGGUCAAUUACAAUAUCAACAUUUCCAAAAAUACUUACAAGAAAAUGCUGCUAAAUUUUUAGAAGAAGAACAGAAAUUGAAGGAUGAAUUUGGUAAAAUGACUUUAAACAAAUUGAUUACUGAAGGUGGACCAAAUCCGGAAGAAAUUGCUAAAGUGCAACAACAAAGAGCAGCUGAAGAAGCUGAAAAGCAGAAACAAGCAGCAGCAGCUAAGUAA
Molecule: messenger RNA, 1509 nt
Organism: Lodderomyces orthopsilosis Co 90-125
Lineage: Eukaryota; Fungi; Ascomycota; Pichiomycetes; Serinales; Debaryomycetaceae
Gene: TIM50
Product: protein translocase subunit
Exons: 1
Coding region: 1-1509 (502 amino acids)
Molecular function (GO): phosphoprotein phosphatase activity
Source: RefSeq, a predicted model, not a curated record